This is a messenger RNA of Symbiodinium sp. CCMP2456, 3486 nucleotides long. The record is from the annotation of a GenBank genome assembly. Lineage: Eukaryota; Dinophyceae; Suessiales; Symbiodiniaceae.
AUGGCCCGUGUGCUUCGCCCGCGGCGAAGAGUCCAGCAGUGGGUCAUCAGCGGGAUAUCGGAGAAGACAGAAGUCCAGGGCGGCUGGCGGCGUGGGGCGCCACCUGGUGGCGAGGUCCUCACCACAAACGAGUCGAAAAAACUCAGAGAGCUGAGAUCAAAGGCCAGGAAGGCGGGUCGCAAUCCCGACCUCGUGGUGCUGCCACCCAGGGCACUGCCGAAGCCCAGGCUGCCCCAUCCACCCGAUGUGGCUUUACUGGAUUCCCAGCUCCCGGUGCCCCCACUGCUGCCACCGCCGGGUGCUGACGGCGCAGCGCUGAGCCGUGCAGCAGCCACUGCUUCGCAGAGCGGAGAAGGCUUGGCGCUGUUCCCGAGCCUCUGCACCCGUGCGCGUGAGAUCCUGGCGAGCUUUGAUCCGCCGGACUUGGCUCGCUUGGCGAAGGCCAUGGCAAGGGCGAGACAUGAGGACUCGGAGCUUUCUUCGCUCCUGCUCAAGCAGGGAGUCAGCCGAUUGGCCUACUUCGACGCAGAUCGCUUGGUCCAGUUUCUCUCCGGACUCCGGGCAGUGCUGCCGGCCAGCGAGCUAGCGCCUGCAUCAGAGGAGCUUCGGCUCCGCACCGCGGAACUCCGUGGCCGUGGGGCGCUGUCAGCGGCCGCCACACUGGCUCCGCGACUGCUGCGAGGAGGCGAGCUCCUCUCAGCGCUUGCGCCGCAGCUGGAGGCGCGGCUUUCCUCCGACGGCUUUCGGGCGAGAGACCUAGCGAAGGUCUGCAAAGCCUACAGCGCCCUCCGCUUCCAUGAUGCGGCGCACAUCUCGGCCUUAGUCGCCUGCUGCAGGUUCACGCUGGACGAGGCCUCGCCGGCAGAUGUGUCGCAGCUGGCAGAAGCGGCGAUGCGAGGCGGCGUGAAGAACGCGGACGCCUUCCUCAAGGAGGCUGCGAUGCUUGCCACCAAGCAGGCGGCGUUCAUGCUGCCCUUCGAGAUGGGCCUUUGUGCAAUGACAUUUGGACCUUCUGCAGCCGACUUCCUGGCUAAGAGCCCUUCGAGUGAGCUCGCCGCAAUGGAGGCGGCGGUGGCGUCAGCAGAGCUGCUCCAUGCCAUUGGCCGUGCGGCUGCCUCUGCAGCUCCGAGGCUUCAGCCGCACCAGGUAGCCUCCGUUUUGGAGGGCUGCGCCAGUUGGCGCCUCGGCCUGCCAGCAGCACCUCUGGCAGCACUGGCGGCCGCCGCGUCGGCACCGGCACCGCUGACGGCCAGCGCGCUUCGGAGCCUUGCGCUGCUCUUGCCUGCGUCCACGGCCGAGAUUCCGGACGUAGCGUCAAAGACACUUCAGGGCCCGCUACGUGUGGACAGCGAGCGGCAGGCAGCGAUGGCUACGGAACAGGAGGCCCUCCGGGAAGCUUGGCGGAGCACUGCUUCGCUAGAUGCCAUGCUGCGACAGCAGCUGACAAAUGGAGAAGGUUGGGAAUCCCUGAGCUUGAUCAUCAAGGCAUGCACUGCGUUUGAACGGGUGCAGCCUGAUUGGUGCCAGCAGGAGCUGGGCGCUUCCUUGCCUUUGUUAGAGGCACUCCAGAUGGGCCGGCAGAGGCUGCCAGCAGACUUUGAGGUGUCCGAGGAUCCAGCUGCUCUGCUGUGCGCUGUGGGCGAGGAUGCUGGAGCCGGGGGCCUCAGCUUUAGGUCGUUCAUGCCAUCGCUGGUUAUUCUCCUUGAAGUUUGCCAUCUGUCUCGCGCAACCAACUACUUGGAAACGGAAACAACGACAAGCGCCACACAGACCACGACCGGCACUGUGGUGGAGACUCCAGCGGAGUGCGCGGUCUACGCCCGCAAUUGCAACAGCUGCUUCGGGAACGGUUGCCGAUACUGCCAGGUCAGCCCGGAGUCCUGGAACUUUGGUGGCAACAACAACCCGCCAGUCGCGCUGGACUAUGUCUGCGUGUCGCAGCACUACCAGUGCAUUGACUUGCUUCAGCUUCGAACAGAUGUGAAGAGCGUCGUCCCGGUUGCCGUGACCAGCUGCGGAUCGCUGGAGCCACCGAGGGCCAUGACCACACGGCGGCCCACCACUACGACGGCUUAUGUGGCGCCAGACCUUGGCAUCCUGAGUUCGAGUGGCGGCGAUGCUCCUUGGUGGCCCGAUGAGUGGAGUGUGGCGGUCUGGCUGGCCAUCAUUCUCGUCUCGGGCUUCAUCCUGGGCUUCUGCUGUUACCUGGGCCGCCGCUGCCGGCGAAGCCUGCAGAGAGUUCAUGUGGCGCCACAAAGUGCGCUGGACUCCCGGAUGUUCAAGUCCAAGGGCGGCUCUGUCCAAUGGGACUUCGCCAAGGCUGGCGUUGUGAAUGUUAGCGACCUGGAGGCGGCAAAGCGCGCCUUAGCUGCUGCGCUUCGAAGCGAGGCUUCCUCAGAAGCGCUCCCAAGCCGCGGGCGAUGUUUGACAUUUUGGGCCUCCAACUGCUUGCGUGUGGCCGUGCUUUCGGAGUUGGACGUUCUUCUUGCGACAUAUCCGAUUUUGACAAUCAGCUUUGAUGCCGAUUGGCGUCGAUCUGACAAUGCCACCAUCGAAGCCUUGGCCAAACUGCUGCUUCGCCACCGGGGCCGCUGCAAAUUUCGAACAGGUGGCUCGCAACCCUUGGCGCUGCCCGCGGCUACAUUGGCGACGAUCUCGUCCUGUGGGGAGGCCCUGGCUGCCUCACACACCGAGGUAGACUCCGUAUCCUUCGAAAGAGGACCGAAAGAUGAUGCGCCAUGCAGCGCAUCACUGGCGGGACUCAGGCUGAGCUCGCAAGAGGUGAUUUUCCAUCGGCACCCGUUGGGAGAUCAAGGUUGCAGUUUGGUGUGUGGCUUCGUGAAAUCAUGGGGUGCCAGGCUGCAGAUUUGCAGGCUUGUUGAGUGUGGCUUCGGCGAUCUCGCAGCCGCCGGCGUGGCGCGCUUGUUGGCGGACGCUCGACAGCCUGCAUCAGCUCUCAGGGAACUCAAUCUGAGUGCCAACAAGUUCGGAAACGGGGGCGCGGCGGAGCUCGCCGAUGCACUGCCCCGGCUCGACUCCCUGGAGAAGCUGUUGCUGGAAAGGAACAAAAUUGGGGUCUUGGGGGCCAAGGCUUUGGCAGCGCGUCUUCCGCGCAGCAACGUGCGGGAGCUCGUCAUGGGCACCCACCUGGGUGGGAAUCCCCUGGGAGAGGAGGGCGUGCAGGCUUUGGCAACUGCGCUGGAUGACGCCAUGCCACGGGCAGCAGCCAACCGGGCGAUGCGGCUCCAGGCCCUUGCAUUGGAGGAUUGCGGAGUCGGCCAAGCAGGUGCCAAGGCACUUGCCGAGUACAUCCCGAAGAGUGUCCUCCAGGCUUUGUCAGUGGCGCGCGGCCACCUAGCAGACGACGAUGCUACAGCCGUGCUGUUGGCCUUGCCUGGCAGCAUCUCCUUCCUGGACCUCUCGGGAAAUGAGCUCAGUGACCUCACGGCCUCCAUCGCUGGAGAGGCCUGCGCCUUGCUGUCCUAG